AACUUUACUUCUACCAUCUCCGCCGUCCGCCAUUUUGUGAUCACGUUGCGUGGAUCCUGGCCGUAAGCUGUUUUAAUUAAUUAAUAAAUAUUUCACUAUGGUGAAGCCAAAAAGUGAAAAAAAGGGUAAAUCUGCCCUGAGUGAAGUUGUCACUCGAGAAUAUACGAUUCAUCUCCACAAGCGGCUUCAUGGUGUUGGUUUUAAAAAGCGGGCCCCAAGAGCCAUCAAAGAAAUCCGCAAAUUUGCCGAAAAGCAGAUGGGAACUCCUGAUGUUCGAGUGGAUACCCGACUCAACAAAUUCAUAUGGUCCAAAGGUGUGAGGAAUGUUCCAUACAGAGUGAGAGUUCAGUUAUCCAGAAGAAGAAAUGAAGACGAGGAUUCAGUACACAAAUUGUACACCUUGGUUACACACGUGCCUGUUACAACUUUCAAGGGAUUGCAAACAGAGAAUGUCGAUGUAAGCGAAAGUUGAACUUUUUCUACAUUGUUAAAAUGAGAUUACCUGGACUAAAAAUCGGACGAUGGAUAUGUAAAUUAUGUGAAAUGUAAUAAAAAGAUUUCCCAGGUAAAA
Uloborus diversus is the source of this 571-nucleotide messenger RNA. RefSeq names its product 60S ribosomal protein L31 (gene RpL31). Gene Ontology annotation, molecular function: structural constituent of ribosome. The record is from RefSeq and is a predicted model, not a curated record. Bases 98 to 472 code for a protein of 124 amino acids. Gene Ontology annotation, biological process: cytoplasmic translation. NCBI's taxonomy places the organism in Eukaryota, Metazoa, Arthropoda, Arachnida, Araneae, Uloboridae. The transcript has a single exon. Gene Ontology annotation, cellular component: cytosolic large ribosomal subunit; ribosome.